AUGCUGACUUCGUUGGUGCGUCCUGCUGUGCGCUGCAUGGUUCGAUCGCGUCGUCCCCUAGGCCAUCAUCAAUCAUUACUUUUACGUGGCUGUUCUUCGGUGAAGAAAUGGGGAAAAAUAAAUGAUAGCAUCGAAGCGAAUGUAGUUAACAUUGUACAGGACUGUGGUUCCUUGCGCGCAAACGUCCCAAUCCACCAAGCUAUUCAAGAAGCCCAAAGUCAAGGUCUAGAUCUUGUGCAAGUAUCACCAUUAGGUAAAAUGCCGACAGUCUGCAAAAUUUUCGACACGAAUAAGCGGCUUUAUGAGCUUAAGAAGGCCAGCAAGAAUAUGAUGAAGCAGCAAAAGGUCAAAGUCGACAAAGAAGUCUUAAUCGGUGCAAAGAUCGCGCCAAACGACUUGAGCAUGAAGGUGGACCAACUUAAGCGGUUUUUAAGCAAGGGCCAUAAAGUCAAGGUAACAAUCAAGUAUGCCCAAGCGUAUCAUUUAAAAGAUCAGUGCCUAGAGCAAUUAAAGCGCAUUGAUAGUUUCAUUGACGCUGAGACGGGCGUGCUUAUUGGUCCACCCAAGGACCAAUAUGGCGGAGUGUAUGUGAACUAUUCACCAGUUACUUAG
Plasmopara halstedii is the source of this 612-nucleotide messenger RNA. Its product is annotated as translation initiation factor if-3. Gene Ontology annotation, cellular component: mitochondrion. The transcript is spliced from 2 exons. NCBI's taxonomy places the organism in Eukaryota, Oomycota, Peronosporomycetes, Peronosporales, Peronosporaceae. Gene Ontology annotation, biological process: ribosome disassembly; translational initiation. Gene Ontology annotation, molecular function: ribosome binding; translation initiation factor activity. The coding region runs from base 1 to 612 and encodes 203 amino acids. The record is from RefSeq and is a predicted model, not a curated record.